AUGACAGAAAGUGACGAAGGAGAACAUCAAGUCGGUCUACAAAAAUGGCAAAACUCAUUAGAGAAAAGGAGAUUCCCGGAUGAGGAGGUUAGGAGGAAGGUCCUGGAGAAUAGCAGUACAACUUUGGUUCCAGCAGUGGAGACGACAAGCGAAAGGAGAGACGUGCGGUGGUGGAACUACACCAGAAGCUUCAAAGAGAGCCACAGCCCGAUGUGUGUAUAUGACCCGUUAAACUUUCACGACACCAAGAUCAGAGAGUCCUGCGUGAUCAAGCCAACGCGUCCACCACUAUCCGUCGUGGCCAUCUAUCUCCAAGGAGAGAUGAAAUUCCGUUUUCAUCUUAACAGUUUGUGGGACAUUGCGAUGUGGCUUGAUCUGAUUGUGAAACUGUGUAAAUGAGCAUGAAGUUUAUGCGAGUCCACAACUCCAAAGUCUCUAAUUAUUUCGUUUAUCUGCAAAGGGGAUAAUGAAGAGCUGAAGGAGAAUGAAUCAAUUCCAUGCUGGGAGCAUCAGUAUGUGAACGAUUUUAUGAUGAACAUUUUCUUGCAUCGGGAAACAUUUUUUUGUCAAAAUUAAUUCUUCUCGCAGUGUAUAAUCCACGAGUCCGUCGAUAUCAUCAGAAGACGAUUGAACUUACACGAGACCUCACGUUGGAUUCAUGUUUAAUAUAAAAAUAACGACAUUUCAAUGAUUUAUCGACGUAUCGAGUAUCGAUUAAUUAGUAUCUAGCAUCAACUGCACCUAGUGCAGUUUGUCAAAGAUCAUUCACCCAUCAAGGACACCUUUACAAUAUUAAAUUACACAACCAUGAUCAUCUCAUCCAUCAGUUUCAAUAAUUUCCAAUAAGAAUAGCAUUUGCAUUCAACAGAUGUCCGUAAUUUUAAACUCAAAAUCCUAUUGGCGGAAUGAUCGAGUGAAAGGGCGCAUCCACGUGUUAGACUCUUGGCAUGAGUGCUUUCAAUUGAAUUUUCAUUCGAUCGAAUUUGAAGAAAAAGAAGUUGUAAAAAAUAUAUCAGUGAUUUUAAGAGGGAGAAAUAUAUUUGGCGUAUGAGCUCGAGAGCACACGCACAAUUUCCUUGGCAAUCAGUGCAGCCGGAAGCCAGGGGCCAAUCGUCACCGGUUGACUUAUACAACUGGUCUCGAUUGGUCAGGGCCAACCUAGACUGGGGUGUGACUUUUCGUACUU
Messenger RNA from Diachasmimorpha longicaudata, 1186 nucleotides. RefSeq lists its product as uncharacterized. The coding region runs from base 1 to 399 and encodes 132 amino acids. The transcript is spliced from 2 exons. The record is from RefSeq and is a predicted model, not a curated record. NCBI's taxonomy places the organism in Eukaryota, Metazoa, Arthropoda, Insecta, Hymenoptera, Braconidae.